Molecule: messenger RNA, 165 nt
Organism: Bipolaris maydis ATCC 48331
Lineage: Eukaryota; Fungi; Ascomycota; Dothideomycetes; Pleosporales; Pleosporaceae
Source: RefSeq, a predicted model, not a curated record
AUAGCAUGGCCCCUUCUUAUUGUAGGAGAAGCACGCCUAGAACAUAAACUUAGAAUAGCCUUUCCAACGCUCCUAAAUACAGCUUCGUACAAAAGCUUCAUCAGCUUUACGCCACACAAGAUAGCUACCCCUUUAAUAGAGCAAUAUAACACUCGUUUCGUCUAA